Messenger RNA from Drosophila busckii, 16418 nucleotides. Its product is annotated as midasin. The record is from RefSeq and is a predicted model, not a curated record. Gene Ontology annotation, cellular component: nucleus; preribosome, large subunit precursor. Lineage: Eukaryota; Metazoa; Arthropoda; Insecta; Diptera; Drosophilidae. The coding region runs from base 1 to 16314 and encodes 5437 amino acids. Gene Ontology annotation, molecular function: ATP binding; ATP hydrolysis activity. The transcript has 12 exons. Gene Ontology annotation, biological process: rRNA processing; ribosomal large subunit assembly.
AUGGACGUAAAUAUUAACAAACUGCGACGCAGUGCACAACAACUAUUGCAGCUGACUGCCAGUGAGCCACAGGAUGAUAAUUUUCUGUUGCACGUGCAGAAAUUUAUUAAGAAGCAGCACUAUGUGGCAAAGGAUGUUGAAUGCUUGUUUGAAACUCUUAGCCAGCAGCUAACAGUUCCAGCAUAUACGCUGCCGCUGGCCAUAAGCUUUAGGGAGCAGCUGUUGUUGUUGCUAAGCAUGUCGCUGCGCUGCAAUGUGGCAGAGCAGGCGCACCAAUAUGAAUUGGAGUGUGUGGCAUUAGCAAAACUGUUGCAGCUGUCUGUGGAUGCACAAAGAUUUGCCAAAUGUUAUUUUCGUCAAAAGCCCGCGCCGUUUGCGCAGCAACAAAGCGCCGCUCAAGUUCCUGUAAAGAAAAGCAAAAAGACUAAAAAUGUUGGGACAAAUUUGCCGCUGAUUAAGUGCUGUUAUCAGCUUUUAAAAUGCGAUGUGGCUUACUAUCGGGAGUUGUGGGACUGGUCGUCUUUUCUGGAACGCUAUGCGCCACAACAGACACAGGCAUGUCAACUAACGCAGCUUUACUGCAAUGAGGUGAUGGCCUUGCUGAGUGACAUGAGCGCCACCCAGCUGCAUACAUUCAAUAGGGAAAUAUCUGUGUCGGUGAGGCUACAAUUUGAGGCAGAGCAACAGCAGCUACUGCUGUUGCAACAAACUAGCUGCACUUACUUGCCGGAUUUGAAGGAGCAAAUGCUGACUGUGCAGCUGACGCAAAGCAAGCAAGCGGUAACCAAUAUGGAAGGUGUGCUGCUGCCAGUUUACAAUCAGGAGAAUCAAGAGUUUUAUGCGCAUAGCGAUGGCUGCUACGAUCGCAUUGUUAAAGUGGACUCUACUAUGGUGAACUUGCGUAGCAUUGCCCUGGGCGUUGCAGCAGCCAAGCCAAUAUGCCUCUCCGGUCCGGUGGGUUGUGGAAAGACUACGCUUAUAGAGUAUUUGGCGCGCAAGACUGGACGCAUUUGUCCUAAGCCCAAAGAACGCGAAGCACAUGCAGCUGCGCUGCAGAAAGCAGCAGAGGAGGAACAGCUGUUAAAACCUAAAAAGAAAUCAAAGAUAGCUAAAGCAACUGCAAAUAAGCGAAAGUUAAAUGAUGUACCCUUGGAGCAGCUGUUGGAUUUGGAGAGUGAAAGUCAACUGAGUCGUCAAAAUGGCUUCCUACGCAUACAGCUUGGAGAUCAGACGGACAGCAAAAUGCUGCUAGGCCAAUAUCGCUGCACAGAUGUGCCGGGCGAGUUUAUUUGGCUGCCAGGUGUGCUGACACAGGCUGUUAUGCAUGGCUAUUGGCUGUUGCUUGAGGAUUUGGAUGCGGCCACACAGGAUACAUAUACCAUACUAAGCAGUUUGCUGGAGCGCAAUUAUCUAAGCGUGCCCGGAUUCAGGGAUUGCGUUAAAAUCGAGCCAGGCUUUCAGCUGUUUGUCACAGUGCGCACCAACAAGUCGGCAAGCAAUUCCAAUCGCAAAUCCUUGUAUGCACUGCUGGAAAAAUAUCUUUAUACCAUUAAUAUACUGCCGCUAUCACGCAAUGAGCUCUGCAAGGUCGUAAGCAGCAAUUAUCCCAAGCUAGCGACGGUAGCCAAUCGCAUUGUGGACGUAUUUUUGACUUUCUCCAGUGGUGAUCAUGCGGCGGCGGAUAAUUUGCGGCAGCAGGAAAGCAACGACAAGGCAGACAAUACCGAGAAGUAUGUGGCGUUGCCGUUUGAGCAGCUGGCGCCGGGUAGCCUGCCGCAUUCGGGCAGACUGGUGUCUACGCGUGAUCUCAUCAAGCUUUGUCAGCGCGCCAGUGCACAGUUCUCUGUCACCAGCGCCGAGUGCGCUUACUUUGUAUUCCAACAUGCUGUGGAUGUUUUUUGUGCGUAUAUGCCCAAGACCAAGGAGCAGACGGCAUUGAUUACCAGCAUAGGCGCCAAGUUGGGCAUUAUACGCUCACGCUGCGAGCAUUACGCUAAUGACUACAAGCCAGAGUCGGAAUUCGGUGCGCAACAUUUUAGAAUUGGACGCGCUACAUUGCCAACGAAGCCGGAGGAGGAGGAGGAGCCGCAGCAGGAGCUGCAGCUGGAGCAGAGCGCUGCCAAGCGACAAAAGCUAAGCAAGCUAACACGCAAGAGUAUGUCACAGGCUAACGCCAAGCGGGUUACCUUCUCCUUUACGCGUCUGGCCAGCUGCAUUCUGGAGCGCAUUGCAGUCUGUGUGCAUCAUGCCGAGCCCGUGCUGCUAGUGGGCGAGACUGGUGUGGGCAAGACCUCUGCCGUGCAGUAUCUAGCCGCACGCACUGAACACAAACUGGUGGCCAUCAAUAUGAACAAUCAGUCGGAUGUGUCGGAUCUUGUGGGCGGCUUUAAGCCUGUGGAGUUGAACUAUGUGCUGGCGCCGCUGCGCUAUGAAUUCGAGCAUCUGUUUAAUGAAACAUUCAAUGCAGCCAAGAAUGCGCAGUUCUUGCAAAACUUUGCAACACACUUUAACAAUGGACGCCACAUGGUUAUCAUACGCAGCAUGUUGCAUGUAUGCGCCGGCCUGUUGCAGAAGCCGGAACAUCAGUGCAGCCCGGUGCUGCCACGCUGGCAAACGUUGCGCGAGAAACUGCAGCGUUUGCAGUCACAGCUGGAGAAGAGCAUCAACAUAAGCUUUGCCUUCAUACCCGGAUCGCUGGUGCAGUGCAUUAGCAAUGGCGACUGGGUGCUGCUGGACGAGAUCAAUUUGGCUACAGCAGAGACGCUGGAAUGUUUGUGCACCAUUCUCGAGCCCGCUGGCUCGGUGGUGCUGCUGGAACGUGGCGACUUUAUGCCGGUGAAGCGUCAUCCCGACUUUCGCAUCUUUGCCUGCAUGAAUCCCAACACAGACAUAGGCAAAAAGGAUUUACCCGUGGGCAUACGCAAUCGCUUCAGCGAAUUCUUUGUGGAUGAGCUUACAACCGAUGCGGAUCUAAGUCUGCUGGUGGGCGAUUAUUUGGCCAACACGGGCAUACAGCGCAAAGCGGUGCACAACAUAGUGCAACUGUACAAGAAUCUGCGUCGUCUGGCCGAGCUGCAGCUGAACGAUGGUCUGGGCAAUCGUCCGGUUUACUCGCUGCGCACACUCUGCCGCAGUUUGCGCAUAUGCGCGCGUAAUCUCUGCGGCUCCAUUGAGCGUAAUCUGUACGAGAGCUUUUGUCUCAGUUUUCUGACGCAGCUGGACACGGAGUCGCAUCAGCUGGUGCUGCUGCUUAUACGCGAUGCGCUGCUAAGCAAUCCCAAAGCGGUGUUGAAUCAAGCGUUGCCACAGCUGGGCGAGAAGUAUUUACAGUUUGAAGGCUACUGGAUACAGCAGGGCGAGCUAGAGCCACAAGCAUGUGAGCAUUAUAUAUUAACUGCAAGUGUGCGCAACAAUCUGCAGGAUCUGGCGCGUAUUAUAUCCAUAGGACAGCUGCCCAUACUGCUGCAAGGACCUACAAGCGCGGGUAAGACAAGUCUCAUCGACUAUGUGGCACGUCGCAGUGGAAAUCGCUGCCUGCGCAUAAACAAUCAUGAGCAUACGGAUCUGCAGGAGUACAUAGGCAGCUAUGCAGCGGAUGCGACGGGCAAGUUAACGUUCCGCGAGGGCGUGCUGGUGCAGGCGAUGCGGCAAGGCCACUGGAUUAUACUGGACGAACUGAAUUUGGCUUCCACGGACAUUUUAGAAGCGCUCAAUCGUGUGCUGGACGACAAUCGUGAGCUGUAUAUAGCCGAGACGCAAACCUUAGUCAAGGCACAUGCCAACUUUAUGCUGUUUGCCACACAAAAUCCGCCAGGUCUUUAUGGUGGACGCAAGACGCUGUCGCGUGCGUUUAAGAAUCGCUUCAUUGAGCUGCACUUUGCGGACAUACCACGCGCGGAGCUGGAGGUUAUACUGGAGCAGCGUUGCCGCAUACCCGCAAGCUAUGCGCGCAAAAUGGUGCAAUGCAUGGGGCAGUUGCAACAGCAGCGCAAACACAGCGCCAAGCAGCUGUUUACGUUGCGUGAUCUGUUCCGCUGGGGCAAUCGCUAUACGUAUGCAGAUGCUGCACUGCAGCAGAUCGAGCAGUACGACUGGAAUCAGCAUUUAGUCGAAGAGGGCUAUCUAGUGCUGAGCGCCAAGGUGCGCACGCCGGAGGAGCUGCAACUCAUAGAGCAAACGCUGUACAAAAACUUUCGCAAACGCUUGGACUUGCAGCUGCUCUUCGAUGUGCACAGCGAGCAGCAGAGCUCCGCUGUUAGCAGCAGCAUUUUGAAGGCAAUACGUGAGUAUGCGCCAGGUGGGGAUUUGGUGUGGACACGCAAUAUGACGCGCAUGGCUGUGCUGACGGCCAAGGCGCUGCAGUUUGAUGAGCCUGUGCUGCUGGUGGGACCCACGGGCUGUGGCAAGACUAGCGUUUGCCAGUUGCUGGCGCAGAUUGCGAGCAAACAGCUGCGCAUACUCAACUGUCAUAUGCACACCGAGGGUGCGGACUUUUUGGGCGGACUGCGUCCAUGUCGCGGCGAGCAGCAGCAGCAGCGUCUGUUCGAAUGGGCAGAUGGUCCAUUGGUGUAUGCCAUGCUGGAGGGCUCGUACUUUAUGGCUGAUGAAAUCUCGCUGGCGGAGGACUCUGUGCUGGAGCGACUCAAUUGCAUACUGGAGCCGGAACGCAGCGUGCUGCUGGCGGAGAAGGGCGGUCUGCACUCGGAUGAGGACUUUGUUGUGCAGGCGCAAGCGGGUUUUCAAUUCUUGGCUACUAUGAAUCCAGGUGGUGACUUUGGCAAGAAGGAGUUGUCGCCAGCGUUGCGCAAUCGCUUUACAGAGAUUUGGUGUUUGCCCUCGGAUGAGCGUGAGGAUUUGAUAGCCAUUGCGCACAACUGCAUGUCACGUGCGCAGCUAAGCUACAGCAAGGACACGCAAGCGAUAGCUGCUUAUAUGGUGGAUAUAGUGUUGUACAUCAGACAGUGCCUGGACAAGUUCAAGUUCAGCGUGCGUGACAUUUUGGCAUGGGCCAACUAUAUGCUGAACAAUGCGCAGCUAAGUUUUGCUGCUCAGGCUAUAUUUGGAUUGGAGACUAUAUUCUUGGAUGCGCUUGAGAUGCUGCCACAUGAAACGGAACAGCAGCUGGCGCAGCUUAGAGCGCGUAUUAUAGACUAUGCAAUUAAGCAAGCGGCGCUGCAGCUAAACGAGCAGUUCGAUGCGGCGCAAGUUCAGCAGCAACGUGGACAGCAGCUGCGGUUGGAUUCACAACACUUUGGCUUGGCGCCUUUCUUCAUAGAAGUUAAUGCCGCCGGCUUAAGCGUUGAGCGCAGCCAAUUUCUAUUUGAUGCGCCCACUUCAAAGCAAAAUCUGUUUAGACUGCUGUCGGCGCUGACGCUGCAGAAGCCUGUGCUGCUGGAAGGACCGCCAGGCGUGGGCAAGACCAGCAUAGUGGAGAGCAUGGCGCAGGCCAUAGGCUAUAAGCUGGUGCGCAUUAAUCUGUGCGAGCAUACAGAUCUAGCGGAUUUGUUUGGCACGGAUUUGCCUGCAGAGGAUAAUCUGCUGGAGCGCGUGCAGUCGCAGUCACAGCUGGGCAGCUUUGUUUGGCGCGAUGGUCCGUUGCUGGCGGCGCUCAAAUCGGAGCACACAUGGAUUUUGUUGGAUGAAUUGAAUCUGGCGCCACAGUCUGUGCUUGAAGGCUUGAAUGCUGUGCUGGAUCAUCGUGGUGAAGUGUAUAUACCCGAGCUAAAUCGCAGCUUUCAGCUAACGCGCAGCACGCGCAUCUUUGCAUGCCAGAAUCCGCUCAAGCAAGGCGGCGGACGCAAAGGAUUGCCGCAAUCGUUUCUCAAUCGCUUCAACAAAGUUUAUUUGCGUAGUCUGAGCACCGAGGAUUUGCUGCAUGUGGUCAACAGCAAGUUUGGCGCAUACUUUGAGCAGCUGCAGCAGUACUUUGUGCAGCUGCCUGAGAGCUGCAGCACAGUGAAUCUGUUUGAGCUGCAUGCCAAGCGACCAGAGCUCAGCGCGGAGUUUGAAAGCUUUGACUUGGCUGCGCGUUUAGUGCGCUUCAGCCAGCAGCUGGAGCAAGGCGUGGCCAGCAUGCAAUUUGGCUACAAGGGUGGACCCUUUGAGUUUAAUUUGCGUGACAUACUGCGCUGGUGUGAGCUGCUGCAGCAUGAAGCCACAGGCUUUAUACCAGGACCAACUAGCUUAAACUUUCAUGUGGCCUUUAACAAUUUCCUGCUAACGCUUUACGAGCGCAUGCAGCUGGUUUACUAUCAACGCAUGCGUUGCACUUCGGACAAGUUGUACAUACGUCAAGCCUUUGCACAAGUUUUCAGCUGCCAGGCGGAGCAGCUGCAGCAGCUGGCUGAGGAUGUGUCACUCUAUUGGACAGCGGACAAUGUUUACUUAAACGAUGUUGUGCUGCCACGCGUUAGCUUGCAACAGCAACAGUUGCAACAGCAGCAAUCCUCACCACUGUUGCUUGCGACGCAGCGGCAGCAACUCAAGCAUAUUGUGGAAACAGUGCACAUGGAGAAACCUUUGCUGCUCUGCGGCGCCACAGACAGCGGCAAGACCAAGCUCAUCGAUGCGCUCUGCGUGCUGUCGAAUCAAGUUUGCAAUACGGACACCAUUGAUGACUCAGUCACAGGCAGUUUUCAGCAGAUUGAUUUGAAUCGCCAUUUGGAGCAAAUUUACAAGCAGGCGGAGUUGUUGAUCUUUGGUGUAGCGCAGCAAACUUUUUUAACGCAACAUGCGCCGCAGUUUGUGCAACAAUUGUGGCAUGCUUGGAGCAAGUACAAUCAGCUGGCGCGCUUAAGCACAAACUUGCAGCAACAUACAGUGGCACAGGAGCUGAAGCUGUUUGAGCAGCGCUUAAGCGCUUUGGCCAACAUUAUAACGCAGCUGCAACAGUUGCCGGAAGAAUGCUGCACUGACGCUUGCGCGCAGCUGCCACAACUGGAGGCAAAGCUGCUGCUGUUGCAAGCGUACAUCAAGUCGGCGGAUUCAUUGAACACAGGCGGCAGCUUUGAAUGGGUGGAUUCGAAUAUUGUAAGCGCACUGAAGAGCGGACAAUAUGUGCUGCUGGAGCAUGUGAAUCUUUGCUCGGCAGCAGUGCUGGACAGACUGAAUCCAGUGUUUGAGCCCAAUGGCAGUUUGCUUAUAGCGGAGAAGGGCAUGGGCACGCAGGCGCAGGGCGUGGAGCUGGUGCGGCAAGCGCCAGGAUUUCGCGCCUUUCUUACCAUUGAUCCCAAGCAUGGCGAACUGUCGCGCGCUAUGCGCAAUCGUUGCGUAGAGUUGAGUCUAAGCGAUGCGGAGUACAGCGUGGAUGAUAUGCGCGCGCUGUUGCAUGAACAGGGCGUGUUGCAGCUAAGCGCCAUCGACUGUUUGUUGCAAAUACAUGAGCACAUACGCGGCUUGAGCGAGUUGCAUGCGCAUUCCAUAUCGCAGCUGCUGCAAUGUGCGGCAUUGAGCGUGGGCUACAGACGCAUUGGCUAUGAGUGGCAACGCGCUAUCUAUGUGGCAGCUAUGGAGGUUUAUGUGUAUGCAGCAAGCGUGGAUUUGCUAGGAUUUGGACUCGCCUACUAUCAAAAUAAACUGCGUGAACUGGUGUUGCAACAUACACAAAACUUUGAGGAGCAGCAACAGCAGCUGGAUCUAAGCGCAGUUGUGCUUAGAACAAAUGAACUGAAUGAGCUGACGCUGAUAAAGCUGCAAGCAGCGCCACUAACUGCGCUGUUGCAAGCUGUGCAUGAAGUGCCGCAGCAACUGUUGACGCAGCUAUGUCAAGGCAUGGCCGAGCUGCAAUUAGCUGAGCUCAACUUGCCGCAGCUGCUGCGUUAUUUUGUUUACAUGCUGUAUGAAUCGUGCAGCCAGCAGGACUUGCAACUGCGUCAGCUUUAUAUGCAACAACUGCUGCACGCGCAGCCUGAGCUGCUGUCGCUGUCGCAGCAACUUUAUACGUAUCUACAGCAGCAACUGCAGUCCGAUGACUUAAGCGACUUGCCCUGGCAACGUUUGUUGCUGCCGCGUUUGCGUGACUAUGCGCUGCAACCUGCCACAGCUGCAGCUCAGCAGCGCUGCUUAAGCUUAAGCGCUAGCUUAUGGACACGCUUGCUGCUCGGCAACUUGCCACAACCGCUGGCCAAUCAAAAACUUGCCACCAUGUCGCUGCUGGAUUAUUCGCAAGCGCUGCCACUCGGCAAAGUGUCAGACAAACAUAGCAACGUUUUCUUGUUGCACUUAGCUGAACUGUUGCAACAACUGUUGCACUUGCUGCAGCAUGAUUUGGCUGCUUGCCACUUGACACUUGAAGCAUAUGCGCAACUUUUUACGCAACUGCUUUGGUUCAAUCGGCUGCUGUUGGUGGCGCAACAGCCGCUGCUGCUGCACAAUGAGUUCAACGUGCAGUUGCAACACACGCUGCUGUUGCACUUCCGCUGGCUGCAAAAACAUUUGCUUAAAGCCUUGCAGCCGCACUGGCCGCAGCUGCUGCAGACGCAUCCACAGCUCAGUGAGUGCUUGCAACAAAUGCAAGUCUAUGUGCAACACUCUAAGCCGCCUACAAAUCAAAGCAGCAAGUUGUACGCCAAGAACUUUACGCUGUUCCAACCCAACUACUUGGAGGAGCAGAUAACGCUGCAUGAGCAGCUGGCGCAGUUAGAGAAGCUGCUGCAGUUGGUGCCGCAGUAUGGCAACAUGGAGCGGCAGCUGUGGCAGCAAAAGUGGCUGGCGUUGCACAGCGAUGCGGCGCACAAGUGGCGCGCGUAUCAGCGUCAAAACAGCGCGGCGCUUAAGCUGGGCAAGUUCGAGCUGCCCACAGCAGUGAGCAGCAAAGAGUUGCUCGAGUUGUUGCAACAACUGCAGCUGCAGCUUAAGCAGGCAGAGCAGCCUAUGGAAAUGGAAAUGCAAUUGAAAUUGGAUUUGAAUGAAAUCAAGGAAAAGUUAGCUGAGCCCAAGGCGGAGGAUGCAGAGCAGCAGCAGCAGCCCGAGCUGCGUAGCUAUCAAUUGUUGCUGCCAGCGUUGCGUGAAUACUUUAUGCAGCGUGUGGUAAGCGCAAGCUUGCAACAGCCGCAGCAGCAAGUAAAUGAGCUUUAUAGCGAGCAGCUGUUGACGCUCAAUGCGCCGCUGUGGCAAUGCUUGAAUACGCUGCAGCACAGCGGCCAUGAGCGCAUAAUGACAGCUUGCCACAUGUUGCAGGCAGAGCCAGAACUGCAGCAGCUAAGUGGCAGCAGCUGCUACAAAACGUUGCGCAGCUACGAGCGGCAAUAUCGUGCCGCAUGGCAAGCUUAUCAAUUGGACAACUUGGCGGUGCGUUUGGACUGCGCGCAGCUGCCACAAACGGCGGCACUGGAGCUGAGCUGUGUUUACAGUUAUCAAGGCGCAGCGCUAACAAAUACGCUGCUGUCGCUGCUGUGUCAAGGCAAUGGACAGCUGCGACGCGUGCCACUUGGCGAGCUGCAGGAAUGGACACAAAGCUUGCAGCAGUCGCGUCAGCUGCUGUGGCAGAAUGCAGCGCUGCUGUGUGGCAAGCAUAGUCUGCAGCACAAUGCUAAGGAAUGCUUGCAACGCAGUGGCAAGCAGCUGCUGCGUGAGUUGCAGCUAAUAGGCGUGCCACAAACACAGCAAACAAUGGUGCAGGCGCUGGAGCAAGUGUUGCAAGCAGAAAGCGCGCAGGAGUUGCAACAAUGCUUUGAUGCUGCUUUGGGGCACAUGCUGCUUGGCUGCCUGGAGUUGCAGCUGCUGUGCCAAGCGCCGCUUAUUGACCCCGUGGAGAAGCAACGACUGCGGCAACUUUAUUUGAGCGAGGACAUAACAAAUUUGCAACAUUUGCUGAGCGUAUACGAGUUUAUGCAGCUAAUGUUGCACUAUAAACAUUAUGGACAUGAUAUAUAUGCGCAGCUGCAGCAGCAACGCAGCGCGCUGUUGCAACAACAACAGCAGCAGCAACAACAACUGGCGUUGCGACCAGCUGAGGCACACACUUAUAAUCAGCUUGCCACACAGCUGCGACACUUUUUGCUAAGCAACUGCCAAAGCGCGCAGCUGUGGCAACUUUGUGUGGCAGUGCAACAGCAUUGGCAACACUUUACAGCAACUGAGGCAGCAACUGAAGCACAACGCGUCAGCUGCCUGGAGCUGCUGCAGAAGCUGCAACUUUGGCUAGCAAAUGCGCAACGCUUUCAGCAACACACACUUGCAACAUAUGAGGCUUAUUUCCAGGACUUGCUGCAGCCUGUCAAAUGCGCGCUGCAGCAGCUGCGCUUUGGUCUGGAGCAACUCAAGACUGUGUUUACGCGCGUGUUGCAAGCAGGCAGCGUGCAGCAAGCACAAGCAGUGCAAAGCGAACUGGUGCAGCUGCUUGCAUAUCCAACGUUGCAGGAAUUUAAGCUGCAGAAGCAGCAGCUGCAGCAAUUGCUAAUGCCGCUGCCACAUGCCGAUGCAGCGUACUAUGAACUGCUGCUAAGCAAGCUAAACGAACUGCAUUUGUUUAUAGCCAGCAGUGGCACGCAGCUGAAUGAAGCAAACUUCAGCGCCUAUGAUGAGGCAUUGUCGCUGUGUCAGCAAAGCUGGCAGCAGCAGCAGCAACGCAAGCAGCAGCAGCAAGCAGAGGAAGAAUCGCUGUACAAAACUAAAACUUUAGGUGGAGUGGAAAGCGAGGAGCAAAUGGAGCUGCGUGAGUUGCAACAAUAUUUUCCAACACAGCUCGAAGGUGACUUUGCAGAGUUUCUGGAUGAGCAACUGUUGCAGCAGCUGCGAGAGCGACGACAGCAGCUACAAAAUGCCAAAACAGCUGAUCUAAUGAAUGAAGUGCAAUAUGCGGAGCUAGUGCGCAACUUCCUGCAGCUAAUGCUGCAACAUAGUGAGGUAUAUUAUGAGCAGUCAGCGCAGCAGCAGCAGCAGCAACUAGAAUGGCUGUCGCCGUACGCAACGCGACUGCAGCUGUUUGUGCAACUGCAGCAGCAUUAUAAGCAAGCGCUGGGCGAGCAGCUGGAUGAGCAGCUAUACAAUGCGCUAGCGCUAAGCUUGAAUAUGCAGCAACAGCAGCUGCAACUAGAUGCAGCUACGUGUGCAGUUUACGAUUAUUAUAAAGACGCCAACAUAGCUGAGGCAAGCGGCUGUUUGGGCGUGCUGCAGCGCAUUGAGCAGCGCGUGUUGGAGCAACUGGCGCUUUAUCCGGAGCAUGCAGGACUUGCCGACAUACGUGUGAUCAUACAACGCAUACGCAAGCUGCCCGCCAAUGCAAGUCUGGUGCGUUAUAACACAGGCUGCCAGUUGCUGCGGCAAAAGGUGUCGCUGUGGAAUGAGCUGGCGCACAGUCAGAACAAUCUGCAGGCAGAGGAGCUGGAGCUGGCGAGCUUUGUGCAGCGCUGGACCAAACUGGAGCUGCAGCAUUGGCGCAGCUGCUUGCAGCAAGUUGCCAAGCAGUGUCAGCAGCACGCCUAUCGCUAUUGGUUCUACAUCUACGAGCUGCUGCAAGCGCCUGCGCUGGAUGUGCCACAAACAGUCAAAAGCUUGCGUCAAUUUGUUGAAACUGCCAACUUUGGUGACUUUGAGCUGCGUCUGCAGCUGCUGCACGCCUUUGAGCUGUAUUUGCACAACAAGCAGCGUCUCGACAGCGCAGCAGCAGCGCAGUCUGCAGCACUCAUAGCAGCGCUGCAUAAUUUGCAAGCUUAUUUUGCACAAUUCAGACUGGAGCUGCAGGCGCUGACAAAAACACGCCGCGCGCCACUGGAAAAGAAACUGCGCGAGUUUGUUAAAAUACAAAGUUACAACAAGGAUUUAAGCUACUUUAGCAUGCGUCACAAUGUUGCAAGUGUGCAUCGACAGCUGCACAAGUUUCUCAAAGAAUAUCGCUUGCAACUGGAGCUGCCCAUAACCGAACUGCUGCAACCCAAAGAUGCCACCGUUAAGGACUACAGCAUGUUGCAGCCUGCCAAGCGCGCUUAUAGCUUAGCUGACGCGCUGUUUAUGCUGGCGCCACAAGGCUACUUGCCGCUGCUGCAGGUGCCACAAACGCUGCCGCUGCUGCAGCGUCUGGGCAAACAUUUUCAUACUGCGCGUCAGUUGGUGCAGCAAACGCUUGCAAGCUGCAACUACAAUCAGCUGAUUGAAGCGCUGCAGCAGCUGCUGCAUGCGCAGCUGGAACGCUGCCACACGCUGCGCAGCUUGCAAGUGGAACGCAGCAAGCCACGCCCACAGCAGCUGUUGCAGGCCAAACAAAUAUUGCAACAAAAGCGCAAAGCUCUAACGGAUUUGUUUAAGUUACUCGCCAAACUGGGCGUAAGCUAUAGAUCUGGACUGCUCGAGUUGUCGCUGCGCAGCGACUUGGCGCACUUGCAACAAACGCCUUGCUGCUUGGCCAGUCUACAGCCGCCGCUGCCACAUGCUGCAGCUGCCACCACAGCAGCGUCCAGCGAGCUUUACUACAUGAAGUGCGUGUUCAAGCUGCAGCUGCUGCAGCAAAUAAUGCUGACGCCGCUCAGCGAACUGGGACCGCCCAACAUUGAACGCUUGAAGGGCAAUGCCGUCGAUCUAUUUCUGCAAGUGCAACAGCAGCGCCAGGAACUAUGCGAGGCAAGCAAGCAAAGCUACGAGCUGCGUGGCGCGCUGCAGCAGCUGCAACAAGUUGCUGUAUUGCAUGCUGAUGAGCAAUCGCCGCGCAGCUACGCUUGCCACAGCGAGCGACUGCAGCAGCUGCAACAACAACUAAGUCAGCUGCAGUACGUGUUGCAACAAUGGCAACUGCUGCUGAAUUGUGCGCCUGCCACAGCGGCUACAAUUACCGCUGACAAUGCGCUGUUGCAUGCCAUAACACUGCCGCUGCCACAGCUGCAGUCAACAAGCUCGCAGCUUUUGGCAAGCGUGCAACAAUUGCUGCUGCAGCUGCAGCAACAGCGUCAAGUUGCCUUCUUAAGCCACAAACAGUUGCAACAAUAUGAACAACGCUUUGCAACGCACGUGCAACAGUUGCAGCAAUUGUUGCAGCUGCUUAGCUUGCCACAAGGCGAGUACAUGCCGCUAGCGCAGCCGCUGCUGCAGCUGUUGCAAGCGCUGCAAGUGUCGGCGCCAAGCAGCAACAGCUUAGCGGAGCCUGUGGACUUGCAACAAGUGGAGCUGGAACUGGGCAACAUUGCACACUUAACGCUGCUGGCGUUGCAAAAGAUCUACAAGCAACAUUCUGCCACAGCUGCCACAGACGCAGCCACUGCGCCACAAGAGGAUGAAGAUGCGGACGACAUAAAGGAGCAGCACUUGAAGCAACAUCUAAGUCAACAGCUUAGCAGCGACUGGCAGCAGUUGCAGCUGCCACAGCUGUUGCACAAGCUUACGCACGUGUUGCUAUUGCUGCAACAUGCUGAGCCGAGCGUGCAACAUUCGCUUUGCCUGCGUCGUGCCGCCGCCUUGUUGCCCAUACUGCAACAAUAUCGUUUGCUUUCGGAUUAUUUGCUGCUGCAGCAGCUGGGCACGCAUAGCAUGUGCUCCAAAAUGCUGUGCAUCAUGCUCACCGCCUUUGUGGAGAUAGGCAGCAAAGGCUUCUGUGUGCCACCGGAUUUAAUGCAAGAUGAGCAGCAGGAGAAGCAGGACUCCAAGCAGGGUGAAGGCUUUGGGCUGGAGGACGGCACUGGUGAUCAAGAUGCAUCGGAUAAAAUCGAGUCAGAGGAUCAGCUAGAUGAUGCCAAGCGUCCGGAGGAUCGACAAGAUGAGGGCGAGAAAGAGCAGCCCGACUGCAAAGAAGAAAAGGGCAUAGAGCUGAGUGAAGAUUUUGAAGGCAAAAUGCAGGAUUUGGAUAAGCCCGAGGAUGAUGACAGCGCUGAAUCCGAAGAAGAGGACGAGGAGCUGAAUAAGGAAAUGGGUGAAACAGAGGAGGGCGCCGAUAAGCUGGAUGAACAGAUUUGGGGCGAUGAUGAGGAGCAGCCAGAGGAGCAAGAGGAGCCAGAGCUCAAUGAAGAGGAUCAGGGCAAAGGCAGCAAGGAUGAAAAGGAUGAUCACAAUGACUUGGACACCAAAAACGAUGCAGCCAAAGAAGAUGGCAAAGAUGAGCAUGAAAAGGAUGGACUCGAUGCCACCAAUGAGCAGAGCAACGACAAGGACAAGCGCAAGGAGCAAGCGCAAGAUAUAGAUGAUAUGAAAGACCAAGAGCAGGAUGAGGAGCAAACCAAUGCCAUGCACAAUGAGCUGGAGGAGCCGCCAGAGCCCGAGGAAAUGGAUUUGGGUGAGAUGAACAUGGAUGAGGGACACGACAAUGAGCGAGAGGAGGGCAAUGAAGAAAAUCCAUUUGACAUUGAUGCCAUGAAAGAGCAAAUGCAGCCAGCUGAGGAGCAAGAGGAUGAAACUGAUGAGCAGCCAGGCGAAGAGGACAAAGAUAAGGACAAAGGCGAUGAUUCGGCUGACAGUGAAUCCGAGGCCGAGGACGCUGGCACAGAGCAAAAUCUCAAAGAGAAUGGUGAAGCUGAAGAAGAAGAAACAAAGCCAGAGGAUGAGGAAGAAGCGGACACACAAAGGCGCGGUGAUUUGGAUAAAGAGGCAGAGCCUGAAAGCGAAGAAACUGCCGCUGAGCCACGCGAGGAAAAGCCAGAGCAACAUGCGCAGUCCAAAGAUAAGUCCAGCAAGGAAGAGAAUGUGCAAUCUGUGCCCAACACCGAGCAGAACAGCUCAGCAGAUCAAGUGCAGCAAGAGCAGGAAGAGGAUGUCAAACAGGAACAAAAGCUGGAUGAGCAAGAGACAGGCGAGGAAAAGGAUGGCGUUGGACAGGCUGAAAAUGAUACCAACGAUGGUGGCCAUCAGGGCAUAGCAGAGACCAAGGAAACCGUGACGCAAGAGGAGCGCAAGAAUGAAAAGCAAACGCAGGAAAAACGCAAACAAGGACGCACCAAUGAAGAGCGCACGCUGGGCGAAGCGGAGCAGCAUAAACUAAAGCAGCUGAAGACCAUUGAGCAGUUGAAGCAGCAGGCAGACAAUGAUAAGGAAGAGCAACAACAAGAGCAGCCAACACCAGAUGCGGAAGCAGAAGAAUAUCAGCAUGUCAAGGAGCCCAAGAACAGCGACAAAACUACGCUGGAUAAUGCCACCGAGGAGCAGUCUAAGCAAAUACAGCAUCAAGAGGAGGAGCAAGCUAAGGAUGAGCAGAAUGCUGAAGCGGAUGCUGCUGAAGAGCUGCAAGACAACGAAGAGGCGCCAGCACAGGAGCAAACAGAACUGGAGCAAAUGAGUGCUGAAAAGACAGAACAAAAGAGCGACAAACCCUCGAAAACAGAACAAGCCAAGACAGAGCGUUUGGAAACGCCGCAGGAAAUGGAAAUCGAGGGUGAAUUGAUUACCACAAUGACUGUGCCACGCAGUGCGGAGACUACAGCGCAUAGCAACACGGAGUUGUUGCUGGAUCAAAGCACGCAAGCUCAGGAGCUCAGCACAGCGGAGGAACUGCAGCUGCGUCAGCUGUAUCAACAACAGCUAAGCGGCGCCAAGGGCUCAUUACCGCAGCAUGAAGACUACGAAAGCUGGGCCAGCAUUUCACAUCGCAUGACACAAAAUGCGCGUGAGCUUUGCGAGCAGCUGCGUCUCAUUUUGGAGCCUACCAAAUGCACUCGGCUGAAGGGCGACUAUCGCACUGGGCGUCGCAUCAAUAUGAAAAAAAUCAUACCCUACAUCGCUUCGCAGUUCCGCAAGGAUAAGAUUUGGCUGCGACGCACAAAGCCCGCACAGCGUGACUACAAAAUUACCAUUGCCAUUGAUGACUCCAAGUCCAUGCAUCAUAACAACUCCAAGACACUCACGCUGGAGGCCAUUUCGCUGGUUUCGCAAGCGCUAACGCUGCUGGAAAGCGGACGCCUGAGCAUUGUGUCCUUUGGCGAAGCGCCACAGCUUAUACUCAAUCACACAGAGCAGUUCGAUGGACCGCGUUUGGUUAGCGGCUUGAAUUUCGCGCAGGAUAAAACCAAAAUUGCGGGUCUACUUGACUUUAUACGCACUGUCAACACCGAGGAAAGCGGCCUCGCUGGCGACAACAGUCUCUUUGAGAAUUUGCUGCUCAUUUUGAGCGAUGGACGCAAUAUAUUCAGCGAGGGCAAUCAAAAGGUGAAGAAUGCCAUUAAGCUGGCGAGACUACAACGCAUAUUCCUUGUUUAUAUCAUCAUAGAUAAUCCAGAGAAUAAGAAUUCCAUACUUGACGUACAACAUGUUGAAGUGAACGCAGACGGUUCCGUCAAAAUCAACAACUACUUGGAUAGUUUUCCUUUUCCCUACUACGUUAUAGUACGCGACUUGAAUCAAUUGCCGCUGGUGCUAAGCGAGGCUAUGCGUCAGUGGUUUGAAUUGGUUAAUAGUGAACAGUAGUCUAGUUUGUUUAUAACUAUAGACAAUCGCUUUAAAUAGCAUUAGUUUUAAGCACAAAGUGUUACAAUGCAACUAUGUAUAUUUUUGAUAUGUAUAUAUAAAUA